Cuscuta campestris is the source of this 587-nucleotide messenger RNA. NCBI's taxonomy places the organism in Eukaryota, Viridiplantae, Streptophyta, Magnoliopsida, Solanales, Convolvulaceae. The record is from the annotation of a GenBank genome assembly.
ACGAUGAUGCAAAAUGAGAUUGAAGAUGAUGUCGAAUAUGGGGUACUCGAAGCAUAACUCUUUUGGUUAUGAUUACCCUCUCGGUUUUAUAAUGAAGUUCUCUAUUUUUUUUGUUCUUUGAAACGAAGGAAUGGUAAAAUUCAUACUCUAUUUUUUUAAAUACUAAUAUUGAUCUUACAAUGGUUAGAGACUAUUAGGGGUGGGCAAACGGGUUAUGGAACCGGGAGUCGGAAUCGAACUGACAGCCCUCCUCGCCUGUCUCUCACGUUUCCUUCCAUCUUCCGUUCAUCUCGUUCAUCGUCGACCACCGCCGGUCGCCGGUGGUUUAGCUUCUGCCCUCCUCGCCUUUGCCCUCCUUGUCUCUGCCCUCAUCGCCUCUGCCCUCAUCGCCUCUGCCCUCCUCGUCUCUGCCCUCCUCGUGGUUCAUCGCCGAUUGUGUCCUCGUCUGGCCUCCUCGUCUUCGCCAUUACAACUUAGAAGGCAUAUCUACCCUCGUCUCUGGUACCGCCGGUGGUCUGCCUUGUAGGUCUUCAUGACUAUCCAUGCUAGAAACCGACAUUGUGUUUUAGCAGAGCUUGAUUUCCCUA